Austrofundulus limnaeus is the source of this 2149-nucleotide messenger RNA. It is a transcript of the gene gp9, whose product is annotated as glycoprotein IX platelet. Bases 294 to 1064 code for a protein of 256 amino acids. The transcript has 2 exons. Lineage: Eukaryota; Metazoa; Chordata; Actinopteri; Cyprinodontiformes; Rivulidae. The record is from RefSeq and is a predicted model, not a curated record.
AAAUUUAAAGGUGAAUACCCUCAAAGGCCAGAAGUGUUAAUCCUGAGUGUUAAUUCUGUGACGGGGAGCCUCUUCAUCAGAUAACCUCUUAUCACUUUCCAGCAGAUGGAUUUCCUUCAUGUUGUAACGUAACAGUUUUUAUUUGCUCAGUACAAAGUGUUUCCUGUCACCGCUGAGCUCAGUUAGUAAAAACAAACUUUAAAAGCUGAAGGAUACUCAGGAGAUUUAACUCUGUGUUUAAGAAUGACUGCAAUCACAAGAAGUAACCUGGAAGUUGGUUCGAAUUUUAAAGGAUGCUGCUCCACAGUUUGACCUUAGCCGUCCUCCUCCUGAUCUCAUCAAGUGCCCAGAGAACUGUAAAGUCCUGCGUCUUCUCAAAGACCAAGCCUGCCGGGCUGCGGGUAAACUGCAGCUCCUCAGACCUCAUGCAGCUGCCUGAUCUGCCCUCAGAGACCACAGAACUCCACGUUCAGAACAACCGGCUCACCUCAGUGCCUCCGGGCCGCUUCGACAGACUGCUGAGCCUGAAAAGGGUCUCUCUGUCUCCAAACCCCUUCCACUGUGACUGUGGCAUCCAGUACCUGAGGAGCUGGGUGCUGAGGAACAGGGCUGUGCUUUCUGAGGAGCCUCUCUGUUCUGGUCCAGGGUCCCUGGCUCAGAAAGCCAUCUCAGAGCUCACAGAGGACCACUUCUCCUCCUGCACGUUCCCUCUGGUGGUCCGCCUGAUGGCCUCCAGCUGUGCUCACGUGCUUUAUAACACCAUGACCACAGGGAUGCUGCUCUGCCUCAUUCUUCUGCUCCUCUGGAGCCUAACCCUGGCCAGAAGGUCCACCAUCACCCUGUUCUUGGACCAGAGGCACUCUGGGUUGGAGGCUGACUCUCUGCGCUCCCUGAGGCCCAAACACCGGAGGAGGCUGCACACCGGCCUGUCGGGGGUCACUGAGGACUCAGAGUCUCUCACUUGGUCUGAGGACUUGGACCGGCCGCUCAUCAACACGGACUUACUGCCACAGGUGCUGGACGUGUUACACAAGAAACACAACAUCAAGAUUAAAGCUACCUGAGCAGAAAACUGGCUUUAGUUCCAACUUUUAGAUCAAAUGACAUAUUUGGUUUAUAUAAACCUGAUUUAUUUGAAAGGACUUGAAUUUCUGGGAACUUUUUUUUUAAUAAUCUUCUGGUUGCACUCUCACAUUUCACUGUAACUCUCCACCAACGCCCCAAAUUUAAAAGGAUGGAUUUUAAAUCUAGUUUUUGAAUUUUUGACAGGACCUAAAGAAAGAGUUAAAACACAUGAUUUUCUUUUAGAACUUGUAUUUUUAUUAUAAGUGUUGACAGUGUGAAGUUUUUCAUAGAUUAAACAUCUCAGCCUGAUAUUUUACAAUUUCAGCAUCACAUUUGUGGUCUCAGCAUCAUCAUACAAUCCUAAAAUAAGGAUCCACUUUGGGUGGCAGAGCUAGGCACCAUAACCCAUAAGUCUAACUUGUUGGACUUAUUUAUAUGAAUAAAGCUUCUGCUGGACCCCAGCGUAGACUAUAAGUAGCUUUUUUAAGUCCUAACAAGUCCCUUACGUUUUGAACCCAGGAGUUAAGGUGGGCUUUCUGUUUCAUGUGAAUCUUGACAAACUGACAGGCGAUUUUUUUAAGGUGUGGCUGUUUGAUCUUGUUUGACAUGUAACUCAACUAGUCAGGGCCAGACUUUCAUGAGACAGAGAUCAAGCUCCUGUAAUGGUUACAAGUCUGUCCUGUCACAGGGCCACAUGGAAACAAACGUGACAACUGACCACUCACACCUACACAUAGGGACAAGUCAGUUACCAAUCAUCCCAACAUGCAUGUUUUUGUCUGUGGGAGGAAAAUGUGUGAAUGACAACAUACAAACAUUUUCUGUGUCUAACUAGAAUGAUUACAACCGAAAUGAAUUUUUGAUGAAUUGUGGUCAAGUUCUGAAAAAAAAUCAAACACUUGGUCAAACUUGUGUAAACUCUGUAUUUUUCCAGGAGAAGGUACAGUAUAUACAGUGAAUGAAUGACUACAAAGCGCUACAAUAAGAGCGUUGGAUGUGACUCAAUAAACAUCUUGUUAGCUUUUUUUAGUUGCUAUGCUCUAAGUAUAUCUUUAUAAGCAGAUUAUGGCAGGAGAAAAAAAAA